CUCAGUGUCAACCAAACGCCCUUCUCAAUACUAUUUGAGAGACCCUCUUUCCUUUUUCUCCUCACAAUUCGGCAAGAUUCAAUUUUUUAGGUGUUUUAGCCUCUGAAUUCUGACCCCAGAAAAAAGAGAUUGGAUUCAUUCCCCUUAAAAUUCUUUUCCGAGAAAUGUAUUCCUCGUCUUCAUCAGUCAGUGUCGAUGAUGAGUUCGAGAAGCUUGUUUCUAGAAUAAACCCACCGAGGGUAACUAUUGACAACGCAUUUGAUGAGAAGGCAACGCUGAUUAAGGUUGACAGUGCUAAUAAGAGGGGAAGUCUGUUGGAGGUGGUGCAAGUUCUUACUGAUCUCAAUCUGCAAAUCAAGAGGGCAUACAUUUUCUCCGAUGGGGGAUGGUUUAUGGAUGUUUUUCAUGUCACGGAUGAAUUCGGGAAUAAGGUCUAUGAUGAUAACAUUUCGGAGAAAGUUCAACGGUCGCUGGGACCAAGAGGGUGCAGCUUCCGAGCAUUGGAGAGAUCUGUUGGGGUGCAGUCCGCUGGAGAGCAUACGAUGAUUGAGCUUUCUGGUCCAGACAGGCCAGGAUUGCUCUCGGAGAUAUUUGCCAUUCUUGCUGAUCAUAAGUGCAAUGUAGUUGCGGCAGAAGUAUGGACCCACAACUCAAGAAUGGCCUCCGUUGUUUACAUCACUGAUGGAGCGAAUGGCUUGCCUAUUGAUGAAACUGAUCGGCUCGAUAACAUCAAGCAGCUUCUUCUCUACGUCUUAAAAGGCAACAGAAAAUGGAGAAGCACCAAUACAUCUGUCUCCGUUGGCUCCACUCAAACUCAGAGAAGACUGCAUCAAAUGUUGUACGCUGACCGUGAUUAUGACAAUCAAGAUGUUGGUAGUGUGACAGAUGAACGGGUCAAGCCCCUUGUAACUGUUGAAAACUGUGUAGAAAAAGGGUACACGGUGGUGCACAUGAGCUGUCCCGAUCGGCCUAAGCUGCUCUUUGAUACAGUAUGCACCAUAACCGAUAUGCAAUAUGCGAUCUUCCAUGGAACUGUAAAUGGCGAAGGGCCUGAGGCUCAGCAGGAAUUUUUCAUCCGACAUACGGACGGAUGCCCCAUUAGUUCAGAAGCGGAAAGACAGCGCCUAGUUCAUUGCCUCGAAGCAGCAAUUAAGAGGAGAUCAUCUGAGGGGAUAAAAUUGGAACUAUGCAGUGAUGACCGAGCUGGCCUUUUGUCGGAUUGCACCCGUAUAUUCAGGGAAAAUGGCCUUUCAGUCACCCGAGCUGAGGUCACAACGAGGGGCACGCAGGCAGUGAACAUUUUCUACGUGACUGAUGCAUCGGGAAGCACUGUCAAAAGUGAGACCAUCGAGGCAGUGAGGAAAGAAAUCGGGAUGACCGUACUACGCGUGAAGGAGGACGCCUACUCAACCUCACCGCCUGAGCAGAGUGGCGGAUUCUCUCUAGGUAGCAUCUUUCGCUCGAGAUCCGAAAAAUUCCUUUACAAUCUAGGCCUUAUAAGAUCAUGCUCAUGAAAAAGUUAGCUGUUGGUGUAGAUAUUAGUUGGCAUAUUAAACAUAUAGUACCUUAGUGCAGUUGCAAAGUCAGUUUGGUUAGGGAGGGCUGUAAAGCUUAUUAUUACUGUAUAUUUCAGUGUUUUGGGGCUUCAUUUGUCUGUAAAUACAUUAAUAUUCUCAUGGUAAUAUUAUGUUAGUCCCAUUAUUUUUGGAAUGAAAA
Messenger RNA from Salvia splendens (bonfire salvia), 1716 nucleotides. RefSeq names its product ACT domain-containing protein ACR4. Bases 165 to 1514 code for a protein of 449 amino acids. Lineage: Eukaryota; Viridiplantae; Streptophyta; Magnoliopsida; Lamiales; Lamiaceae. The record is from RefSeq and is a predicted model, not a curated record. The transcript is spliced from 7 exons.